This is a messenger RNA of Musa acuminata AAA Group (dessert banana), 2645 nucleotides long. RefSeq names its product alpha-N-acetylglucosaminidase-like. The record is from RefSeq and is a predicted model, not a curated record. Bases 809 to 2113 code for a protein of 434 amino acids. The transcript has 16 exons. NCBI's taxonomy places the organism in Eukaryota, Viridiplantae, Streptophyta, Magnoliopsida, Zingiberales, Musaceae.
GGACACAGGUGACACACCCCUUCCCCACUCACCCACUUAAAAAUGCUCCGACCGGCCGGCCAUUCCCAUGGCUUCUCCUCGCCCGCUACCCGGAAUCCGUCCCCUCUUCGCUCUCUUCCUCUCUCUUCUCUUUCUCGUUUUCCUCCUCCCAUGGGCGGCCGGCUCUUCUCCGCUGGAGUCAUCCCACCUUUAUCGAGUCCUGCACAUCCAAGAACGGGAGCGCUUACCGCCCGCCGUCCAGGUGGCCGCCGCCCGUGGCCUUCUCUCCCGCCUCCUCCCAUUCCACGUUUCCAGCUUCGAAUUCGAGAUCGUUUCCAAGGACUACGCGUUUCUACAUUUCUUGAAAGGACUACGCGGUUCUGCAUUUCUUGAAAGGUUUCUGCUGAAUUGGGCUUUUAUGGAUUUGAUUCUUGAUGUGCUCUAGUGUGCUAGACCGUUGGUUCUUGGAUUACUUUAGGAGAGUUGAAUUACCUGAAUCUUCAAAGGAGGAAAAAAUUGACAAGUGGAAGUAUUGGCAUCAUUGUAUAGAGGAUCAUGGAAACAUGUGGUGGAGUAGCAUGCUUCAUUAUUAGCAACCAUCCAUCAUUAAGUACAAAAGGAUUCCCAGAAAUACUAAUCCAAGGGACAAGUGGUGUGGAACUUUCUGUUGGUCUCCAUUGGUACUUAAAACACUGGUGUCUGAUACACAUAUCUUGGGAGAAGACCGGUGGUCUACAGUUGUCAUCUCUACCAAAAGUGGGCUCCCUUCCGCAUGUUCCUUCGGCUGGUAUUUUGGUACAAAGACCUGUUCCGUUGAGUUACUACCAGAAUGCUGUUACAUCCAGUUAUUCAUAUGCAUGGUGGAGUUGGGAAAGAUGGGAGAAGGAAAUUGAUUGGAUGGUUCUCCAAGGGGUCAACUUACCACUUGCUUUCAAUGGGCAAGAAGCCAUUUGGCAAAAAGUUUUUGAGUGAUACAUUUGAUGAGAACACUCCACCUGUAGAUGAUCCAAAGUAUAUAUCUUCCUUGGGUUCUGCAAUAUAUAAAGGAAUGCAAAGUGGUGAUGAUGAUGCAAUAUGGCUCAUGCAGGGUUGGUUAUUUUCAUAUGACCCAUUCUGGAAACCACCUCAGAUGAAGGCUCUCUUGCAUUCAGUUCCAAUUGGGCGGAUGGUAGUUCUUGAUCUAUUCGCUGAAGUAAAACCAAUAUGGGUUAAAUCAAAACAGUUUUAUGGUGUUCCAUACAUCUGGUGCAUGCUACACAAUUUUGCUGGAAAUAUUGAGAUGUAUGGUAUUCUCGAUGCAAUUGCACUUGGACCUAUUGAAGCUCGUACAAGUGAAAAUUCAACCAUGGUUGGCAUUGGAAUGUCUAUGGAAGGCAUUGAGCAAAAUCCUGUUGUUUAUGAUCUGAUGUCUGAAAUGGCAUUUCAUCAUAAACCAGUAGAUGUCAAGAUCUGGGUUGACUUAUAUGCAACAAGGAGAUAUGGAAGGUCUGUUCCAGCACUACAAGAUGCCUGGCAGAUACUAUAUCAUACUCUAUAUAAUUGCACAGAUGGUGCCUAUGACAAAAAUCGAGAUGUAAUUGUUGCAUUUCCAGAUGUUGAUCCAUCUGUCAUAUUGAUACCAGAGAUAUUUGAAGAGAGAAAGCUUGUGCAUUUUAGUCGACAAUUAUCAGAAAGAGAGCCACUGAAGGAAACAGCUAAUUCUUAUGAUCAACCACAUUUAUGGUAUUCAACUGCUGAUGUCACACGCGCAUUAGUUCUUUUCCUAGAAAAUGGGUAUGAUGUAUCAGAUAGCCAGACUUUCAGAUAUGAUCUCGUGGAUCUCACCCGUCAGGCAUUAGCAAAGUAUGCAAACAAAGUAUUCUUGAAGAUUAUAGAAGGGUACCAACUCAGUAAUUUAAAACAAGUGACCAUAUAUAGCCAGCACUUUCUUGACCUUAUGAAAGAGCUGGACAUGCUUUUGUCAUGUCAUGAUGGAUUUCUGCUUGGACCCUGGUUGGAAAGUGCCAAACGCCUUGCAAGAGACCCAGAACAGGAGCAACAGUUUGAAUGGAAUGCAAGGACUCAAGUAACCAUGUGGUUUGAUAACACUGAGACUGAAGCUAGUUUGCUUCGUGAUUAUGGAAACAAGUACUAGAGUGGUCUUCUACUGGACUACUAUGGGCCAAGAGCAUCUAUAUAUUUCAAGUACAUGAUAGACAGCUUGGUGAAGGGGGAGAGUUUCCCAUUAGAAGACUGGAGGAGGGACUGGAUAGGCCUUACCAACAAGUGGCAAAGCAGUAGAAAUUUGUUUCCAGUGAAAGCUUCUGGUGAUGCUCUAAAUAUAUCUCGAUGGCUAUAUGACAAGUAUUUAUGUACUGAUAACUUGCAAUCACUUUAUAUGGGUUCAAACUAUGAUGAAGCUGCUAAUUUUGUGAUCUUUUAUGUUUGACACACAAUCUCCUGAUGAUAAUUUCGUUCCCAAAGUUCGAAAGAAUCUUAUUGCCUUGGUUUUUUUAUCAAAGCAAUUAUGUUAUGAGUUGUUCGUUCCAUAAUGGAUUCCUAAUCUAUUUGUCGAGUAGGCAUUGUCUAGGCAAUGAUAUGUCAAUUUGCCACAAUUUGAGUUUCUUAUUACUCUGUAACACCAGAGUCAACUUAGUACUUAUGAGCAGUUAAUAUGUUUGGUGUUC